Molecule: messenger RNA, 1554 nt
Organism: Fonticula alba
Lineage: Eukaryota; Rotosphaerida; Fonticulaceae
Exons: 7
Coding region: 24-1499 (491 amino acids)
Cellular component (GO): preribosome, large subunit precursor
Molecular function (GO): protein binding
Source: RefSeq, a predicted model, not a curated record
CCCCUGCCACACGCCGCCUCGCCAUGACUACCCCCGCCUCGGAGUGGGCCGCGCACAUCCCCGAUGAAGAGCGCUACUUCAUGUCGGAUCGGGCGCUCGCGGCGUCGGACCGCAAGCGUGAGAUCUCCGCCCGGAAUGAGGGCCACCCUGUGCGCCUGGCGGCCAAGCCCCUGGCCCUGGCUCUGGCCGCGGGCCCAGCCGGGGCGCUCUUCCUCGGCCUGGCCGAUUGCACCAUUGUCCGUCUGGAUCUGACGACCAUGCGCCUGGAUGACCCGGCCAGUGCCCUGGUCGGGCACACCGGGCCGGUCACCGGGCUGGCGCACUUCGUCCUGCGGGCGCCGGAUGGGACGGCCGCCCGCGCGGGGCCGCUGCUGGCAUCGGCCUCCUGGGACCGGACGGUCCGGCUGUGGGACCCGGCCACCGGCGAGUGUCUGGCGCAGCUGGGCACCGCGCUGCAGUCGAUCGCGGCCCCGGCCGCGGCCGCGGCCGCCCCCCGGCCGGGGCUCGUCCUGCCCGGCGGGCACACCGAGUUUGUCAAGGCCGUCUGCGUGACCGACCUGCCGGCCGGGGCCCUGGGGGCCCUGCUGCCGGCCGGCGCCAGCCCCACGGUCAUCUGGAGCUCCGGCACGGAUGGGGCCCUGCGCGCGUGGGCCCUGGUCCCCGGGCCCGAGGGGCGCAUCCAGGCCGCGCGCGAGGUUCUCCAGGUCCGCUUCGGCCGCGGCUCGCUCGAAGGCCUGGCCUUUGAUGCCGCCAAUGGCAUCCUGAGUGUCGGCACGUCCCUCGGCCAGGUUCACCGGUUUUCGCUGGCCCCCAACGAGGGGGGCUCCUUCGUGGGCGUGGUGGCCGACGCCGAUGGCGUGGCCCGGGUGGCCGAUGGCCCGGCCCACGCGACGGCCUCGGCCCAGCGCUUCGAGACCAAUGUCACCCACUUGGCCAUGCUCUCGCUGGCGGACGGCACCUCGGUGGAGUGCGCCGUGUCGGCGCAAAAGCUGGCCUGCCUGGCGCCGCUGGAUCCCCAGGACCCCAAUCCCCCGGUUAUCCUGGACCACACGAUCUUGGCCCGGUCGUCGCACUCGCUCCGGUGCAUUGCCGCCGGGCAUGGGUCCGCCACCGGCGGGCAUGGUGCCCUGCUGGCCGCUGUCGGGUCCGAGUGCGGGCGCAUCUUCCUCUGGGACCGCCAGGACCCCAAGCGGCCGGUGCUCCAGAUCCAGGCCCACGGCGACGCGGUGUCCGGCUUGGUUUUCCCCUUCCCCGGGCCCGAGGGGGCGCCCCUCACCUCGGAGCUGAUUUCCAUCGGGCUGGAUGCCACUGUGCGGUUCUGGCGCCCGGAGGGCAGCCUCCCCCUUCCCCGUGGACGCGAGUCACUCGUCGACCGCGCGGCCAAGCUCUACGCCGACCCGGAGGCCGACAAGGCCCAGGCCAUGAAGCAGAAGUACGAUGAGCUCUUUGACGAGCUGUUUGCCACCAGCGACGAGGAGGAGCAGGAGCAAGACCAGUAGAGCCCCGCGUGCAGCGCGCCCAGGCAACAGGCAGGGCGACAGUCCCCGCCCCCCC